Messenger RNA from Bombus pascuorum, 2497 nucleotides. Its product is annotated as cytochrome P450 4C1-like. Bases 901 to 2406 code for a protein of 501 amino acids. The transcript has 8 exons. Gene Ontology annotation, molecular function: iron ion binding; heme binding; monooxygenase activity. The record is from RefSeq and is a predicted model, not a curated record. Lineage: Eukaryota; Metazoa; Arthropoda; Insecta; Hymenoptera; Apidae.
CGUCGAUCGUUCGUUGGACCAGGUAUUAGCGACGCUUCUCCAACAAAACGAUUAAAAAGUAGAUCACGGUAUGUGACAAGUUAUUUCGCUGAGAAAUCCUUGAAUGUAAACGUGAUUUGAACCGAUAGCGUUCGAAUCGUUCGUAAUCUCUCGUGUAUCUUUCACAUUGUUACUAUUCGCAUGUAUUAUUUAUAUAUACGUGUGGAUAUAACAAACAUGAACAAGAUGGAUGUAGAGAACGUACAAGUAUUCACGAAACACGAUUUUCACUAGGAUAACUGACCGUUCGUAUUGUCCCUGCAAAUCGUUGCGCAUAAAUAUGAAUCGUGCGAUCGAAGAGGCUGGAACAUGGUACGUGUGUACUAUCGGAAAAUUCAUGCGGCGUAUGAACCGAUAUUCCGCGCGAAUGUAAAUUUUAUACAUUUUCAGUGACACACAUACAAAGAAAUGGGGGCUCUACCUUUGUACGUAGAGUCAGUCGAAGCUUCACAUAUACGACUCACGUGUUUGUUUCUAUUGGUGGAGGAGUUAGCCACUGGCCGCUGAAGUAGUAGUAGUACACUGAGCAUUCAGUAGUAUAUAAGGGCGCAUAAACCGACAGGGAGUCAUUCCAUAAUACGCGACCGGGACCUCUGUUCCUCCACUUGUUCCUCUUUAGUAUUCUUUCGCCGUAUUGUGAUUGCUUCGACGACUGACGCUUAGUUCGUCAAAGUGGAACCUAGGGGUAGGUAGCUCGAUCCUCACUCUGACCUUCUCUGCCCCUCUUCUUUUUAUCUUUUCUCCUUCUCUCAAGAUUCAUCAUCCUUCGCACAACGAUUUUCCGCAUUUCUACACGAGCACGCCAGUACCUAUCUUUGUCAUUGAGAACUCUUCUUGGCAGAUUCAUCAUACUCGUUCAGAAUGUCUUUCCCGAUGAUCGUCAUAGAAGUAUCGUGGCUGACGUUAACCUUGUCUACGUGCUUGAUGUUAAUCGUUCUGCUACUGGUGGUCCGACGAGGGAAAUUUCUGUAUGAUCUAAGAAAAGUGCCAUACCCGCCUGCUUUGCCCAUCAUUGGCAACGCGUAUCAAUUAUGUUGCAGUCCGGAAGAAGCCUUCCAAAAGAUGGUAAAAUGGGGAAAAGAGUUAGGAGAAAUGUACUUGGUUUGGGUAGGCACGAGACCGUUUAUCUUCCUGUACAAAUUAGAGGCGAUACAGCCUCUGUUAAGCAGCAGCGUUCACAUCGAUAAAAGCUUGGAGUAUGGAUACUUAAAACCUUGGCUUGGUUCCGGUUUGGUAACGAGCAGUGGCGAAAAAUGGCAUUCGCGCAGGAAACUGCUAACACCAACCUUCCACAGCGGUCUUCUGGAAGUAUAUUUGAAGACGGCAAUCAGAGAAGCCCAAAUAUUAAUCUCGUGCAUAAGGCAAGAAGUCGGUAAACCAGAAUUCGACAUUGUUCCUUAUGCUAAACGAGCCGCGUUGGAUAUAAUAUGCGAUAGUUCUAUGGGAUGUAACAUUAACGCACAAAAAAAUUUUGAAAACGAGUAUGUGCUGGCUGUGAACACGCUAGCUUCCAUCUCGCAAAGAAGAUUUCUAAAUGUGUGGUUGUCUUUUGACUGGAUCUUCAAGCUAACAAGAUGGGGUAGAAAGUACUAUCAAGCACUUUGUGUUACUGAUGAGUUUAUUAACAAGAUAAUAGCGGAAAGAAAAGCCGAGUGGAGAGCUAAAAAGGAUGGGAAUUGCCAUGAACGAUCUCAUAAACGUCAAGCUCUGUUAGACUUGUUGUUGGCUUUAUCGAAAGAUGGAGAAGUACUUACUGACACUGAUAUCCGUGAUGAGGUGAAUACGUUUAUGUUCGCCGGUCACGAUACCACUGCGACCAGCAUAUCCUGGAUCCUGUACGCAUUAGGAAGACAUCCUCAGUACCAGAAAAAAAUUCUUGACGAAUAUUAUGAGAUCGCAGAAACGGAAGAAAUAUCUCUAGAUAUGCUGAGCAAAUUAACAUGGUUAGAAGCGUGCAUAAAAGAAUCUUGGAGAAUUUAUCCAGUAGCACCACUCAUCGCAAGACAGAUUUAUAGUCCUAUUACAAUUUUGGGACAUAAACUUCCAGUAGGAUCGACGGUUCUCGUAAAUUCGUUCCUUCUUCAUCGCGAUACUCGAUACUUUCCAGAACCAGAUGCUUAUCGACCAGAACGAUUUCUUCCGAGUGGACCAAAAUAUCCUCCUUAUGCUUUUAUUCCCUUCAGUGCUGGCUCUCGUAAUUGUAUAGGAUGGAAAUAUGCCACGAUGAUCGUCAAAAUUCUUAUUUUGCAUGUAUUGAAAAAUUUCCAAGUCAAGUCCAUAGAUACAGAGGAUCAACUUCGGUUAUCCAGUGAAUUGGUAUUACGCAAUGCUAAUGGACUUCGUUUACAAAUUACGCCACGAAAAUAAUGAAAUCUUGUUUAAUUUUAUUGCACAAAUAUACCCGACUAAGUGAAAUGAAAAGAUCAAAAUAAUAUAUAUAUGUAAUUGUUAUAUAUUA